AUGGUCGCCGACGACCUGCGCAGCCUCGCCACCGUCGCGGCCGCGGUGAUCGCGUGCAUGGGCUACGCCCGCUUCACGGCGCGCCGGCUCCGCCCGGGCCUGCCCCGCCUUGCCGCGUUCCUCCCGGUGCUCGCCGUCUUGCCUUUCCUCCCGCUCGCCUUCCGUGCGCUCCACCCGCGCGCCAUCUCCGGGUUCUUCCUCGCCUGGGCCGCCGAGUUCAAACUACUGCUCCUCGCAUGCGGCCAGGGCCCGCUCCAGCCGACCCUCCCGCUGCCCACCUUCGUCGCCAUCGCCACCUUCCCCAUGACGCUACGGGAUCCCAAGAGCUCCACCGCGAGGCCGGGCCUGGGGCUCGUGGAGUCCGCCGUCAUGGCCGCGCUGCUCGCGGCCAUCGUGUCGCUGUACCGGUACGAGGAGCGGAUGAACGGGUACGUCCUGCUCACGCUCUACUCCGUGCACGUGUACCUGGCGCUGGAGCUCGUCCUGGCGGCGGCCGCGGCGGCGUCGCGCGCGCUGGUGGGCCUGGAGCUGGAGCCCCAGUUCGACCGGCCCUACCUCUCAGCCUCGCUGCGCGACUUCUGGGGCAGGAGGUGGAACCUCUCCGUGCCGGCGCUGCUCCGCCAGUGCGUGUUCCGCCCCGUGCGCGCGCGCCUCGGCGCCCCCGCCGGUGUGCUAGCCGCGUUCGUCGUCUCGGGACUGAUGCACGAGGCCAUGUUCUCCUACAUCACGCUGCUGCCGCCCACGGGGGAGGCGGCCGCGUUCUUCACGCUGCACGGGGCGUGCGCGGUGGCGGAGGGGUGGUGGGCCGCGCACGAGCGAUGGUCGCGCCCGCCAAGCGCCCUGGCCACGCCGCUGACACUGGCGUUCGUGGUCGUGACGGGUUUCUGGCUCUUCUUUCCGCCGAUCACGAGGCCCGGCGCUGACAAGCAGGUGAUCGCGGAGAGCGAGGCCAUGGUCGCGUUCCUGCGGGACGCCGCGGGCUUGGCGGUCGACUCCGCCUGGUCAAUCUUGUCAAGCUGGUCCUAA
Miscanthus lutarioriparius is the source of this 1026-nucleotide messenger RNA. The record is from the annotation of a GenBank genome assembly. Lineage: Eukaryota; Viridiplantae; Streptophyta; Magnoliopsida; Poales; Poaceae.